GUGAAAAAAGUGAGCCAAAGUUGUUUCUGUUAAUACAAGUUUGUUUAACUAAAUUUUCUCCAAAGUUCAGCUGAAUUAAUUCACCUGGAUGGAUGCUAAAGAGCUGAAAGAACAGUUGGAGGCGGUGGAGAAAGCUAAACCCAUAAAUUUCCUCACGUCGCACAUAACAUCUAUAAUAGAGCCACUUAACGUGCCUACAUUAACCAUACCGAAUGAUUUGGUUUUGCCGGAUAACAUACCAAUUUACCAUUACGAAAUCGACAACAGUAUUAUGUAUAAUCCAUCCUCCGCAUUGGUCGAUCUUGAUGGAACAAUAAAGAAUGGUGCCCAUUUCUCAGUUCCAGUUAUUCAGUCUUCCGUAGAACUAUGUGUGGACUCCGACCCGCUGGAAAAAAUUGCUGGGAUCGAGAUGGGCACAGAUCACGUGCGUGUCCAAAACAAUGUACCACUAACCAAGCCCAACGAUAAUCCAUCAAUCUCAAAAGUUCCCGAUCGUUUGGAAACCUACACCAACUCGGAUAAGAUGUUUGGCUUACGGAAGCUGCCUUCUAUCAACAACAGCAACCCAACAAAUCAAGCUCACCAAAAAACCAUCAUUGUUAAAGGCUCGAAACCGUUUAAAAUUCUGAAGUCUCCCAAUACCAAAGGAACAAAUUAAGGUUGUUUGAAAACCUACACCAAAUGCGAUGAGGUAUUGGGCUUACAGAAGCUGCUUUCUGUCAACAACAUCAAACCAACAAAUCGAGCCCACCGAAAUCCACCAUUGUUAAAAGCUCCAAAUCGUUUGGAAGUCUGAAGUCCGCCAAUGUCAAAGGAGCACAUUAUGGGCAUUAAUUAACAAAAUAAAGCUAUACAUAUAGCAACAGAAAUUAGAUAUGAUCUGGUAACAUCAUUUAAAAAAAUCGGAAAAAAGAUUCCUUCAUUAUUUCUAUUCUCCUAACCGAUUCGAGUAUCACAUUGCUUCUCAAAGCCUAUCAUGAUGAACAAUGCAGAACAUGCCGUUCCACCCUCGGAUGUAUAGCCAAUAUGCUCGAUUGGAGAACUUGAAGAUGGUCCAUCGUUUCAGGUACAGAAAUAAACCGAUAAUUUUUCAUUAAUCUUUAAUCUUCCAUUAAUGAACUUC
Anopheles arabiensis is the source of this 1123-nucleotide messenger RNA. RefSeq lists its product as uncharacterized. The transcript has 2 exons. The record is from RefSeq and is a predicted model, not a curated record. The coding region runs from base 89 to 658 and encodes 189 amino acids. Lineage: Eukaryota; Metazoa; Arthropoda; Insecta; Diptera; Culicidae.